ACCAAAUGGACGGAAUUAUAAGUGCUUUUGUACGGAUUCGGCAGAUGGCUCACCCCGUUAUGCAAGGAUUGGCACCAAUUAAGUUUGAAUUUGAAUUCGCCUGGACUAGAACUAGCCUGUCGAUAAUGGAGCUGGUGGAGGUGACCAAGAAGACGCGGGAUGAGUGGCUUGCACAGGCCGUGCACCUAGAGAGAAAGUGAGAGCGACUUCUAUAAACCAUUGGGAACCUUCACUCUGACAGGCAGAGACGUCGGGAACCUCAACUCGUGUCAUUCCUUUGCGGCAAUUCAUCUCAUCCUUACUUGCCUGGCCAUUCCCGUCUGCUUAUUGUUCCUAUUGUCCAGGAGCUUCUCCAAGAGCGACAGCCUCGGUCAGCGUUUGGUGGAGGAGGCCAUGAAGCCGUAGGAAUUUCGCAUUGUAGUGGCCGUCGGAGCUGCUUAAGAAGUAACAGAAAGCUGAUGAUGUUGUUAUUCAUUGCGGUGGACAGGCAUAACACGCUGGUACUGGCCGUUGGCACGCAGGACGCCACCGUUCACGGCUACAUCCUUUUUCGGCGCAAUGGUGCCGAGGGUCACAUUGACCGCAUCGCCGUGGCCCAGCACCAGCGGCGGCAGGGUGUGGGGCGCCUUUUGCUGCAGACCGCCAUCACCGUCCUGCAGAAGAAAAGAGCUAUGAUGCUUCUGCUGGAGGCGGACACAGCAAACUUGGCUGCCCUCUCGCUGUACGACUCACAGGGAUUCAUCCGCACUAUCGUCCGCGUCGAUUACUAUAAACCGGGCCGUCAUGCACAGCUCAUGGAGCUCGAGUUAUAGACACUGCCGCGCUAGUUGAGAGCACUGGCCCGAUCAGUAGUAGGCUAACGGUCCACAAAAUGAAGUGAGCCAUCUGCCGAAUCCGUACAAAAGCACUUAUAAUUCCGUCCAUUUGGUUCCAUUCCGGCUGUCCCCCACGCAAAAAGUCGCAACUAAAAUACUCAAUUAUUAAAACAAUUCCUAGUCCACGGAUAUCUAAUAUCUCGUCUUAUACUACUCA
Molecule: messenger RNA, 1032 nt
Organism: Phytophthora nicotianae INRA-310
Lineage: Eukaryota; Oomycota; Peronosporomycetes; Peronosporales; Peronosporaceae
Exons: 3
Coding region: 459-812 (117 amino acids)
Molecular function (GO): acyltransferase activity, transferring groups other than amino-acyl groups
Source: RefSeq, a predicted model, not a curated record